GAUGGAGAACCCUGUGUAUUUGAGAACUUCUUAGGGUAAGCAGCUUUUUUCCUUUGUCAUUGUAUCUAUGCCUGUUGUAUUGAGUGCGUCUUUACUUUCUGUAGCUUAGGAAUUUGUUUUUCUGUUAUUGUUGUUAUGCUUCCCAUCAUGUUAUAGCACUGUGUAUCUCAACAGAUGUUAUUACGUAUUCAGCGUACUCUUUCCCUUUCUAAGGUGGUGUAAGUUUAUGGUAAUGUUAAACGUGUAAAUAGAAAAGUCAAACCAAGACAUACCUCUUUGACUUAUUUUUUUAUUUUUUAAAUACAACUCAGCAGUUUGGAAGAGGCUGGAAAGGUGGAAUCACAUUUCCUGACAACUCCAGUAUGUGAGUCAUUGUGUGAAUAUUGUUGCACCACAGAAGACUGAAGAUCAUUAUCUUGCUGAAGGCUUCAGUGCAAACUAUCACAGACUACUGGUGUGAUCACCCUAUUACACCUGCAGAGCUGCCAGAGGUGCAGCCACCACGGGGAUGAACUUGUCAAAUGAGAGAGAAUCAUCAUCGCCUCCCUGGUGCCUUUGUUACAUAGGAAGCAUCACCACAAAGGAAAAUGAGGAAAAAGAAGAGUGCAAAACCUAGAAGAGGAAAAGUCUGCAAAGCUGUAUCUAGAAGAAAGUGCAUUUGAAGCACUGGAGAAAGACUUUGAAGAAGUCAUCAAUCUACUUAAGGGAGACAACACUCUAGAAAAAUUUAGAACGGAAUAUGAAAAGCUCUAUGCUGUUCUGAAGAAGUCUCAUGAAAAUGAGAAGCGACUCAUGGAAAAAUGCAGGCAGCUGAAUGCUGAGCUUGUGGUCAAUUCCUCUAAAGUAGCUGCCCUCACAAAGCUCUCUAAGGACGAUCGGGGAACUAUAUCAUCAAUGAAGGCGGAGAUUGAGAAAGCCUGGAAAAUGGUGGAUGCAGCCUAUGAAAAGGAGCAGAAAGCAAAGGAAACAAUUCAUUCACUACAAGAGGAAAUAGCACACCUAACUAAUUCAGUGGAGCAGGGAUCUGGACUGUCCUCCAGUCAGGAGUACAAUAUCAGUGAGUUGAUAAAAUACAAAGAAGAGAUAACAAAGGAGAGAGAUCAACUCUUGUCAGAGGUCGUGGAGUUACGUCAAAGUCUAACUCAAGCCACAGAGCAGCAGCAGGAUGCAGAGAGGGCAAAGGAUGAGGCAGAUCAAGCUAUUAUGCAGCUUCAGCAAGAAAUCCAAAUGCGAAACAAUGAGGUAUCACGAGAAGUUCGGAAGAAAGAAAAAAUGGAGAAGGAGCUGAAAAAUCUUCAAGCUGAAAUAGUUAAUAAGCAGACUGAGAUCAAGAAUUUACAGCAACGUAUACAAAAGAACAAAGAGGAACAACUGAAAGUGGAACAACAUCUAAAAGAGCAGAUGAUGUUGAAUGAAAGAACUGGUAAGGAACUUGAGCAAUUUCAGAUGAGAAAUAAUAAGCUUGUGCAAGAGAGUGAGCAUCACAGUGUGAUGUUUCAAGGAGUAGUGCAGGAUCUUCAGAAAAAGACAGCGGAACUGAAAGCCAGAGAUGAUGAACUGACUCAAAUGCACCUUGAAAUUUCGAAGAUGAACAAAGUAAGAGAUGUUCUCCAGAGUAAGCUACGUGCUGCAGAGGAUAAGAAAGUUGCUGCAGGACAUGAGAGAGAGACCCUAAAAAGGCAAAUAUCUGGUCUAGAGAGAGAGUUGGAGGCUGCCAAAAAGCAAGCAGAGAUUGACAAGAAAGCUAUUGACGAUCUUGUGAGGGAAAGGGAUACACUAAGCAAGAACUUGAACAAGGCCACCAAUGCUGUUCAGAAGCAGACAGAUUUGGUGAAACUCCAUGAACAGUCCAAGAAAAAUUUAGAAGACGAAAUUCAAAAUUAUAAGAAUGAAGCUCAGAAACAAAGGAAGAUUAUUUACCAGUUGGAGAAGGAGAGAGAUUGUUUCAUCAAUGAAGCCAGUGAUCUCAAACAGAAGGUCCUCCAGCACCUGAAAGACGUUGAAAUACGGGAAGUGAAGAUCUGUGACUAUGAGAAGAAAAUAGAAGAGUCUGAGAUGAAAUUAAAACAGCAACAAAACCGCUGUGAAACUGUGAGAACAGAGAGGAAUCUGUACAGUAAAAAUCUGAUUGAAGCAAAGGAUGAGAUAACAGAAAUGAGGAAGAGGCUGAAAACUGUGACGCAUCAGGGGGAUCAGCUGAAAGAGGAGAUCACAAAGAAAGAAGAAGCUCUAGUGAAAGCACAACUAGAACAUCAGCAACUAGAGAGGGAGAAGGAAUCAUUGAAAGCUGAGCUACUUAAGAUGAAAAAACAAGCUCUGGAGACCAAGAACUUCAUAGAAAAUCAGGAGGCAGAAGAGAGAAAACUCCUAAAAAUUAUUGCUGAGGCUGAUGCGGAGAGGCUGAAGCAGAAUAAGGAAUAUGACCGGGUUAUCAAUGAGAGAGAUGUCCUUGGGUCCCAGCUUGUUCGACGCAACGAUGAGGUGGCUCUUCUCUAUGAAAAGAUCAAAAUCCAGCAAUCCAUCUUAAACAAGGGUGAGACUCAGUACAGGCAGAGAAUGGAAGACAUCCGGCUUCUCAAGCUGGAGAUCAGAAAACUUCGUCGUGAGAAGGGAAUACUUGGUAAAACCGUGGCUAACGUAGAGGAACUCAGACAGGAGGUUCAUCACAUGCGGAAGGAGCUAUUAAGAGAACAGACUCGGUGCAAAGUUUUGGAAGAAGAACUGGAGAAUCCCUUGAAUGUUCACAGAUGGAGAAAACUGGAGGCCAGUGACCCAAGUACCUAUGAACUGAUCCAGAAAAUACAGAGGCUACAGAAGCAACUUAUCAGCAAGACAGGUGAAGUGAUAGAAAAAGAACUGCUCCUACAGGAAAAGGAGAAAUUAUAUGUGGAAUUGAAGCAUGUCCUGGCCCGGCAGCCGGGACCUGAAGCCGCAGAACAGUUACAGCUCUACCGACACACUCUCCGAGAGAAGACCAAACAGCUGAAAAUUUUGUCCUCAGAACUGAAUAUGUAUGAAUCACAGAGCCAAGAAUACAAAUAUGAAAUUGAAAGGCUUGCCAACGAGCUUCUGAAUGUGAAAAAGAAAUAUCUGGCUCAGAAACGCAAGGAACAACAGGCCAAGGAGAAGGAGCGAUCCUUGGCUGAAUCGGAGUUCCCACACCUCAGAUCUGACGUUCCUCGCUUCACUGGAGGGGGCUUUGCUCUCAGCAGACCCGUUCCCAAAGUCACAGCUUAGGAGUGGACUCGUCACUUUCCCAGUCUCUUGCUAAACCCUGUCUGUGCUGGAUUGUUUGACAAAUGAGAAGUUAGAAAGAAAUUCCAUAUCAACUUUUGCUCUGAAAUCACUGUAUUGCCUUCAGGAUUAAUAAAGGCAUUUUGUGUUAGAACUA
This is a messenger RNA of Gallus gallus (chicken), 3391 nucleotides long. It is a transcript of the gene CFAP58, whose product is annotated as cilia and flagella associated protein 58. NCBI's taxonomy places the organism in Eukaryota, Metazoa, Chordata, Aves, Galliformes, Phasianidae. The coding region runs from base 793 to 3237 and encodes 814 amino acids. The record is from RefSeq and is a predicted model, not a curated record. Gene Ontology annotation, cellular component: cytoskeleton. The transcript is spliced from 19 exons.